GCGGGAGCGCAGAGCAGGCAGAGCCCCUCAGUCACACACAGUCCUCGGCAGUCAGAGAGCGGGCUCCAGAGACAUGUAGCAGUGAAAGCCCAGGGGGCCCCUGGUGCUGCAGUUGUCGGUGUCAGCUGCGCUGUGUCUGGUUGUCGGCAGGCGGGGGAGGGGGCAGGAUGACGGGGGUCGUCGCCCCCUGGAGGUGGUUGCUCGCCCUGUGUCUGAGGCUGCUCUUUCUUGUGCCCGCAGGAGUGCCGGUGCGGAGCGGGGACACAAGCUUCCCCAAAGCCAUGGACAACGUGACGGUGCGGCAGGGGGACAGCGCCAUCCUCAGGUGCAUGCUGGACAACAGAGUGACCCGCGUGGCCUGGCUGAAUCGUAGCUCCAUUUUAUACACCGGCAAUGACAAGUGGUCCAUAGACCCCCGUGUGGUACUUGUGGCCAACACCAAGAGCCAGUACAGCAUUGAGAUCCAGAAUGUGGGCAUUUAUGACGAGGGACCUUAUAUCUGCUCCCUGCAGACAGACAAUCACCCCAAAACCUCCCGGGUGCACCUCAUUGUACAAGUCCCCCCUACAAUAGUGGAGAUCUCAUCAAAUAUUGUUGUUAAUGAAGGAAAUAACGUCAGUCUGAGCUGCAUUGCCACAGGGAGGCCCGAGCCAGUGGUGAACUGGAGGUACUUGUCACCCAAAGCACAUGGCUUUAUGAGUGAAGAUGAAUAUCUGGAAAUCACAGGAAUCACACGGGAACAGUCUGGGGUAUACGAAUGCAGCGCUGCCAAUGAUGUCUCUUCCCCAGACGUCCGAAGGGUUAAAGUUACAGUCAACUAUCCACCCUAUAUUUUAGAUGCACGGAACAUUGGUGUUCCAUUGGGCCAUCAAGGGAUUCUGCAGUGUGACGCGCUGGCUGUCCCUACAGCUGAAUUUUUCUGGUACAAGGAAGACAAAAGGCUGAGCGACUCCAGGAAAGGAGUGAAGGUGGAGAACAGAGAGACAUUUUCUCGUGUAACAUUCUUCAAUGUUUCAGAACAAGACUAUGGGAACUACACAUGUGUGGCCAUGAACCGGUUGGGACACAGCAAUGCCAGCGUUAUUCUGUUUGAAGAGACCACAGCUGCCUUGACCCCCCCUAAAGGCCCCGGAGCAGUUCACGAUGGGAACAGUGGCUCUUCUCGAUGUCUCCUCUGCACUCCUCUGUUUCUCCUCUUCUUCGUGCUUUGUCUGUCUCUUCUACUUCCACCUGCCCAGUUUUGACAAAUGCAAACCAUCGUCUGAGGUCCUCACAAGAGGGAAACAACAAUUCUAAAAUAAAACAAGUGUAAUAAAAAGAAAUUACAAAAUCUGAUGUCCCAAAAUAUAAAGAAAAAAAAGCAAAAAAAACACAACAAAAAAAAAACUGCAAGUGAUUGUUUAAACAAGAAAACCACUGAGAGAAAACACCACAAUCUGCACCUUCUUGGUGAAGGGACUUUUGCAGGAUACAACCAGGGGGGAACGGGCAGAUCCAAGGACUGAGCUGAGCCGGUCAACUAGCCACAAGUCAGCGCUCAUGAAACCAUGUGACUUUGUUCUAUUCAUUUCAGAAGGACAUCACACAUCUCUCUGUCCCUGAUCAAGCAAACCAUGGACUGUGUCUCUCCACUUUAUCUCCAGGGAACUGCUGGGUGAUCAGUUAUGCAAUCCCCUUUCUGCAACUAAGACACUUACAGAGCAUAGCUCAACCCUACUUACUUGCUGGGGGACUAGCUGAGCAAUACUUAAACUUUCCACUGCUGGGGAGAUCGAUAUGUCUUCUGGUAUAUUUCUCUCUAGUAUGUCCUGGAUUAGUGGAGCUGCCGCCUGUAGGU
Bufo bufo (common toad) is the source of this 1837-nucleotide messenger RNA. Its product is annotated as protein CEPU-1-like. The transcript has 8 exons. NCBI's taxonomy places the organism in Eukaryota, Metazoa, Chordata, Amphibia, Anura, Bufonidae. The coding region runs from base 168 to 1244 and encodes 358 amino acids. Gene Ontology annotation, cellular component: neuron projection. The record is from RefSeq and is a predicted model, not a curated record.